Messenger RNA from Hansenula anomala, 1761 nucleotides. RefSeq names its product TFIIH/NER complex subunit TFB1 (gene TFB1). NCBI's taxonomy places the organism in Eukaryota, Fungi, Ascomycota, Saccharomycetes, Phaffomycetales, Wickerhamomycetaceae. Gene Ontology annotation, cellular component: transcription factor TFIIH holo complex; transcription factor TFIIH core complex. The transcript has a single exon. Gene Ontology annotation, biological process: nucleotide-excision repair; transcription by RNA polymerase I; transcription by RNA polymerase II. The coding region runs from base 1 to 1761 and encodes 586 amino acids. The record is from RefSeq and is a predicted model, not a curated record.
AUGUCCUUGGUAUCAGGAGCUGCCCUAUAUAAAAAGAAGUCAGGUUUGCUAACCAUAUAUGAAGAUAGGUCUCCAGCCAUAUUACUUUGGAAAGCUGCUGAUAAUGCCCUUCCGAUACCUCCAGUUGAAAUUGUGCUUACCACAAUCACAAAUAUGCAAGCUACUCCUGCCUCGUCUCCAAAAAUGAUGUUGAAGAUAUUCACUAAACCAUCUGAAGGUGCUGAGCCAGUUGUUUACAUAUUUUCCUUUACAAACAGAAUUGUGAUGGAUAAUGUUAAAGAGGCACUACAACAGAUUGGAGCAAGACACAAAUCAGCUCUACAAGCAGCACAAUCUGCAAAUUCCUCACCAGCUCCAGAGAAGCCUUUAAUCAAUACCACAUUUUUAGAUGAUGCAUUAGAUUCUAAGAAGUUGCUAAGGAACCACCAACUUCAACAAAAACUAUUAUUGGAAAAUAAGCCAUUGAUGUCUACUUUCAAAGAAGCUGUGAUGAACCAAGGUUUAGAUCCUGAAGAAUUUUGGACUACAAGAGUUCAUUUAUUAAGAGCAUUUGCAUUGUCUCAUUCUCAAAAGAUAGGGCCAUAUAAUGUUUUGAGUACUAUCAAGCCUACUGCUACAAGUGAUAAUCAAGUUAAUGUGAAUGUGAGCCGGGACAAGAUCCAUGCUAUUUUUGAACAAUACCCUGUGGUGAGAAAAGCUUAUGAUGAUAAUGUGCCGAGAUUGUCAGAAGGUGAGUUUUGGUCAAGAUUUUUUGCUUCAAAACUAUUUAGAAAAUUAAGAGGUGAAAAGAUAAAUCCAAAUGCAAGGGGUGAUUUACUUUUGGAUAAAUAUAUCAAUAUGGAUAUAGAUUAUGAAAAACAUGAAGAUGAAACACUUAAUCAUAAAGUGAACAAAACUAUAGAUUUGGAAGGUAAUCAAGAAGAUGAUUCAACCAAACUUGGGAACGCCCCAGAUAUGACUAUGAAAGCUAAUGCAAUGCCAGAAACUGUUAGUGUUCUAAGGAGUAUGAAUAGAUUAAGUCAAAAGAUGGUUAAUAGCUUGGAACAUGAAUAUUCAAGAUCUGCUACACCAGGAGAAAAUGAGAAAUCUAAGGAAGAGAGGGAAAAUGAACGUAUCAGAGACGAAUUACUCUUCCAUGACUUGGAAGUUCCACAUAAUACUGAAUAUUCAGAAAUAUCAGUGAGACAAGACCGUGAAACGCACGAAAUUAAUAGACCCAAACCUCCAACAAGACAAGAAUAUGCGCAAUAUGUUGAUGAGCUCAAGACUCAAUUUGAACAACCAGCUGAUCUGGAAACAAUUUUCAGCAAUGAUAGAAAGAGACCAAUUGAAGAAGCCUCAGCAGAUGUUAUCAAUACUGUGAGAAUAAACUCUAAACAAUCAAAGCAAAGUUGGCAAGUCUAUAGGUCAUUUGAAGAGCAAGCAGCGCAUAGUGUUGUUGAUGAAGCUGAUGAGACGUUUGAUAAGAAUGCCUUGGAACAACUGAGAAUAACACAUGGUACUUCAGUUGAAUUUUUAAGACAUUUUUGGUUACACUUUUCCUCUGGUGAUCCAUCUCAGGCGACUAAUAUUAAGACAUUGUAUAACAGUCUGGUCAAAUCACAAGAUAGAGUCAAAGCUGCACUUGAGUCAAUCAAAGAUGAAAAAGUCAAGGAACAGUCAUCACAUUAUAUGAAACCAUUAAACGAAUCUUUGACUGCUGCCAUAGCAAAAUAUCAAAAUGCACUAAAAGAAGCUGGUGUGACAAUUACGAGCGCAUAA